Pseudocercospora fijiensis CIRAD86 is the source of this 2868-nucleotide messenger RNA. RefSeq lists its product as uncharacterized. Lineage: Eukaryota; Fungi; Ascomycota; Dothideomycetes; Mycosphaerellales; Mycosphaerellaceae. The record is from RefSeq and is a predicted model, not a curated record. The transcript has 11 exons. The coding region runs from base 1 to 2868 and encodes 955 amino acids.
AUGGUGGUUGGGUGUUGUGAGAUAUCAGUGUUUGUGGGCGAUGAAGAGUGCGGGCGGCAAGAUGUCGAUGUUGUGGAAGAAAAGAAGAAGGAAGAGGAAAUGAGGGCGCCUCAAGUACGUCGCCGACAGUGUGAGGUGAGAUUCAUUUUGUGCUUCACUCACUUCACGCGGAUCGCAAUGAAUGGAGAAGCUGAUUGGCUGCAGGGCCCACGGGCGGUCAGCUUGACAGACCUUUCGACUUCCUUCACAUGCGCCAAAAGUGAACACGAAAUCACAACAGGACGAGCGCAAAUGGACGGCUAUCGCACGACCCUCCACGACGAAGACACUGCAUGCGACUUCAACACCGUCCUCCGCGUUCUCCUCCCAAGACACGCAUCGAGAACGGACGAAUUAUCAAGCUCUAGCAUCGAUAUCACCACAUGGAUGAGGCAGCAUCUCACGGGUGUAGAUCAAGAGCAAAUCGCAGAACCAGAGCCCACGCUACCCGCGGCAGAAUCGACUGGUGUCUCAAGGAGCUCCGUGCCCCAGUCCAGCAACCGGCCAUCGCUUGAGCAGCACUUCAUGUAUGUGCGCGUUACGUCAACAGCGCGCCAACAAGAAAAAGAAGAGCACUUGGACUUCUUGGCGAAGAUCUAUAUCGCUGCAGCAGGAGUUGUUCUCAUCUGCCUCGCUCUCAUCGUCCGCGAAAUUAGAGCUCGCCGACCACGGCGGACAUAUCCGCGGGCGGCGAGACUGAAAAGUGAGCGGCUUCCACCUUCUCAAACAACAACACCAUCAAAGACACUGCAAUACUCCAAUCGCACAUCGAUGGCGCUCGAGCUCAGCGACAGCGACCUUGUUGACCUCGAGGUACCUUUGACACCGCCGAGAAGCACGACGAUGAAGCGCCGCGCAGAAUCGCCACAUCCGCAUGAGUCGACCAGCAAGCGCGUCUUGACGGAAGACGCCUCCACCACCGCAGACGCUGAAGACAGUGACGACGAAUUCGUGGACGCUGAAGAAGAGAUCACAACCGACUACAAUGGCGUCGAUGAGGCGAAGAGCUCGGCAGCAUUCAACUUUGAGGAUUUCGUCAAUCUAGACCGUCCGAGUGACGCCAAUGAACAAACGAACCUCGCACAGCCGCAAAUAGACCGCUUCUCCGGACAUGAGCUUGACCAGUACGGCUGCGGUGGUCAGGGUCCAAAUGACUUCUCAGACAUUCUGGGUCCGCACGGCUAUGGCAACGGUUUGACUGAAGAAGAGUCUGAAGCUCAAGGCAUUACAGCUGAGCAGCAUCUCGACUUUGCAAAUGGGCUCGUUGAGUAUGACGGGCAGCAGCCUGAGACUGAACAGAAUGAGCUUCCGCCGAGAGAGACAUGGAACCAAAUGUCAGCCGCCGAGCAGGACGAGCUUCUCAACAAGGGCAGUAGAGACGCAGAGGACGAGCCCAUGUUCGAUUCUUACGCACAAGGUGGUGCAAACGGUGGAGCCUUCUUCUCAGGCACCGUGGAGGAUGAGCUUCUGCGAAACGAUCCACCUGUGGAGCAAGAUGAACAUGAAGCCGUCGACGAGGAAGGCGAAGAGGAGGAUGAUACUCAGCUUGGGACCCAGCAAGAUUCUUUUGAUGACGACAACCUCUUCUCCACGACCUUUGGCGAUCAUGCCGAAGUGCUCUCUGAUGACGAACAAGACCAUCCUCCUCAACAGCCACAAGAUCUUAUCGAUGAGUCUUCGCAUAAAGUCACACAUCCAUCAGGACCCCAAGCAGUUGACUCCACGCAACCAACACAGUCCAAAGCCAACCACAGCAGCAACGAAAUUAUCGACCUCACCCACAUCAACGACAAAGCCGUCGUGAACUUUCUAAACGAAUCGAAAUGGGUCUACGAAGCCACCGACAACACCAUUCACCCAUCAUCUCCACCACCAACCUCCCAGGCCUCCACCACCACCACCACCAACGGCGUCAACAAGACCUCAGCCCCCGCCUCCGCCCAACGCACUACCGACCUCUUCCGCGCGCAAGCCGAAAAACCCACCAUCCCCCGCGACCUAGGAAAAAGUCUCCGCGCCUUCCAAAAAUUCCACACUCGAGUCCUCCACCUAAUCCCUCGCCUCCCCAACUGGUCCUCCCUCCCCGCUCGCAGGUACUGGAUCGCAGUGCUGCACAUGGACCGAAAACCGACCUCGUCAUCACUCUCCGAAAAAGACUUCCUGUGGAUGAAAGGCAAUCGGUUCUCGACGAUUUCCACGAUUUGGAAUUCUUAUCAGACGAGGAGUAUGUGUGAUCCCGAGGAUUUUGUUUUGGUGUCGAGAGGCGAGGUGCUGGGGAUGGAGGUGAAGGCGGAGGAGUUGGAUUGGUUUGGGGAGAAGUUGGUUGUGCUGAGGGCGAUGAGGAAGGUGGAGGCCAGGGAGGUUGUUGCGACUGUGAAGGGGCUGCUUGGUGGGUUUGGGAUGGUUCCGGAUCAGAAGGCGGAGGGAUGGAGAUGGGGAUGGGGACUUGCCUUUGAGAGAGGUUUCAGGCUUCUUUUUGGUUUCGAGGAUAUUCUUCUCUUGGAUCCCAUUGCACCAGUGGCGGUGGGUGGAGCUACGAACCUGCCACAUACGACUAUCGGAUAUGAGAAAUUGAAAGGAAGCAACCUUGAAAUGUGUCAUGAGAUCUUCAUUUCUGCUUUGGCACUACACAGUGGUAUGGAAUGCGCUAUGCAACGUGUCAUUCGCACGCUUGGAAAAGUUCGCCGCACCUGUGAUCCAACGCCUCGCUCCCAUAAUUUCAAGAUGCAGUAUUUUUCUUUACUCCGCCGCCCAGAUUCAAUGAAGCCUUCCAGAACGCCGUUGUUCAAUGCGUGGUCCGAUUCGUGGGACCACAUUUCGAUCGUGUAG